AUGACGUUGUGCGCUGAUUUCGAUGCGCUCCGGGCGUCGGCGGCGGACGUGCGGAUCGUCACGUCGGACGGACAGAGCAUCGCGGCUCAUUCCUGCGUUCUUGCCUCGGCGUCGCCGGUGCUGGAGCGCAUGAUCGACAGGGCGCGGCGCGGGUGGGGCGCCCACUGCACCAUCCGCGUCCUCGGCGUCUCCUUCGACGCCGUCCGCGCCUUCCUCCAUUUCCUCUACUCCGCCAAGGUGGCGCCGGAGGAGGAGGAGCUGGUGGGCGCGCACGGGACGCAGCUGCUGGCGCUGGCACACGCGUACCGGGUGGGGUGGCUGAAGCGGGCGGCGGAGGCCGCGGUGUCGGCGCGGCUCACGCCAGAGCGCGCCGUCGACAUGCUCAAGCUCGCCAGGCUCUGCGACGCGCGGCGGCUGUACCUGCGCUGCGCGCGGCUCGCCGCCAAGGACUUCUCCGCCGUCGAGCGGUCGGACGGAUGGCGCUUCGCCCGCCGCCACGACAUCGCGCUCCAGCUCGAGCUCCUCCAGCUCCUCGAGGACGCCGACCAGCGCAAGGAGCGGUGGGCGCGCGAGAGGGCCGCGCAGGAGGCGUGCCGGCAGCUGGGCGAGGCCAUGGCCUCCCUCGAACACAUCUUCCCCGGCGACGGCGCCGUCUGCGCGGACGCGCCGUGCGCCGAGGCAGGGUGCACUUGCCGGGGCCUGCAGCUGCUGAUGCGGCACUUCGCGACGUGCCAGAAAAAGGUGGCGCCGGGCGGCUGCGCGCGGUGCAAGCGCAUGCUGCAGCUCUUCCGCCUCCACGCCUCCGUCUGCGACCGGCCGGACCAGGCCUGCCGUGUGCCGCUCUGCAGCCAUUUCAAGGCGAAGGCGCAGACGGAGAAAGCGGACAAGACAUGGCGGCUUCUGGUGAGGAAGGUGACGAGGGCGAAGGUGAUGUCCUCCUUGGCCACUAGGAAGGUAGUGCCGGAGGUUGUGGCCGAGUCAUGGACGAGAUACAACGGCAGAGUGGCCAAGUUGAGAUGA
Molecule: messenger RNA, 1020 nt
Organism: Triticum turgidum subsp. durum (durum wheat)
Lineage: Eukaryota; Viridiplantae; Streptophyta; Magnoliopsida; Poales; Poaceae
Source: the annotation of a GenBank genome assembly